Messenger RNA from Gymnodraco acuticeps, 3429 nucleotides. Its product is annotated as semaphorin-4B-like. Gene Ontology annotation, biological process: semaphorin-plexin signaling pathway; negative regulation of axon extension involved in axon guidance; negative chemotaxis. The coding region runs from base 505 to 3021 and encodes 838 amino acids. The transcript is spliced from 15 exons. Gene Ontology annotation, molecular function: semaphorin receptor binding; chemorepellent activity. The record is from RefSeq and is a predicted model, not a curated record. Lineage: Eukaryota; Metazoa; Chordata; Actinopteri; Perciformes; Bathydraconidae.
GUGUAGUAGUAGAGGAGGAGGAGGAGGCUCGUCCGUAAACGCACCGUGGAUGGACUUCACUUCACCGACACACUAACGGACUAUAACCUGCUCAAUCUUAGGCACACUGUGGAUUUAAAGGGUGUUUCGAUUCAUAAUUCGACAGUUGUUUCAACCAUUUUGAAGACUUAAGGUGUGACCGAGUCCUUUCCUGUUCUGCAGCUUGUGGAUGAUCCAACAUUACUUUUACUAAAUGGCCACUGGUCGGAGCUUAGUGCUGACCCGUCGGAGAGCACUAUGAGAAGAUGACAACAAGCAGGAUUUAAUCCAGAAAGGAUUCCUUAUCUCUGUGCUAAGAGUCUACUAACUGAGUGUAAGGACCACUGGGAGUACAAGAAUCAAGUCAAGGACACGGUUACUCCCCCUCAGCCUGCAGGAAGAUGGGAGUGAGAGAAUAAAGCUCUGUGGAGUCAAGAGGAGCUUAAUGAAUUCUAAGGAAUCUUAAAAACAGAGGAUCAGGCAACCAUGUGGACACUAGCUGCGACUGUCCACUGUCUCCUGGCUGCUGCGAUGCUAUUGGCUAGCUGCCUCCAAUCGCUGAUGGCCACUGAGGACGACGUCACACCGCGCAUCAGUUUCUCCUACAAUGCAAAGGAGAGGUCGGCCAAGAGAUUCUCCGUGGACGGCGUUUUCAAUUACACCUCCCUGCUGCUCAGCCAGGAGGACGACAUGCUUUACGUCGGAGCGAGGGAGGCGCUGUUCGCCCUCAGCCUGUCGGACAUCAGCAAGGCCAAGCUGCAGAAGAACCUGACAUGGGGCACUCCUGCUGGAAAAAGAGAGGAGUGCAGCUUCAAAGGGAAGGACCUGGAGACUGAUUGCUUCAAUUACAUCAAAAUCCUCCUGCGGCUGAACAGCACUCAUCUCUACGUGUGUGGCACUUACGCCUUCAGCCCAAUCUGCGCCUACAUAAACACGUCAACGUUCACGCUGGAGAGAGACGAAGUGGGCGAGGUCGUGAUGGAGGACGGGCGCAGCCGCUGCCCCUUUAAUCCAGAGUACAAAUCCACUGCCAUCAUUGUUGAUGGUGAGUUGUACACCGGUACUGUCAGCAACUUCCAAGGGAACGAGCCUGUCAUUUACAAGAGUUUGGGCCAGGGAACCGCUCUGAAGACGGAGAACUCUUUAAAAUGGCUGCAAGAUCCCGUCUUUGUCGGGUCGGCUUACAUCGAGGAGAGUCAGCCGGUAGGCAACCCCAUAGGAGACGACGACAAGAUUUACUUCUUCUUCAGCGAGGCGGGGAAGGAAUUUGACUUCUUUGACAACACCAUUGUGUCGCGGAUUGCUCGCGUGUGUAAGGGUGAUAGAGGCGGCGAGCGCGUGCUGCAGAAGAAAUGGACGACCUUCCUGAAGGCCCAGCUCCUCUGCUCCCUCCCGGACGACGGCUUCCCCUUCAACAUCAUCCAGGACAUGUUUGUCCUGAAGCCCAUGGGAGACAGCUGGGAGAGCACCGUCUUCUAUGGCGUCUUCACCUCCCAAUGGUAUAAAGGAGCAUCAGGCAGCUCGGCAGUGUGUGCUUUCACCAUGGCCCAGGUGGAGAGAGCCUUCAGCGGGCGCUACCGAGAGGUCAACAGGGAGACGCAGCAGUGGUACACCUACAACCAUCCAGUGCCAGAACCACGGCCCGGGGCGUGUGUAACCAACCACGCCAGGCAAAUGGGUAUCCAGUCGUCCUUGCACAUGCCCGACAAAGUACUAAACUUCGUCAAGGACCAUUUCCUGAUGGACAGUGUGAUCCGCAGCGCCCCCCUGCUGCUGAAACGCAACGUCCGCUACACACAGAUCGCCGUGCACAAGAUUCAAGGCAUGGAGAGGGCCUACGACGUGCUCUUCAUCGGAACAGAUGAUGGAAAGCUCCAUAAAGCCAUCAAUGCCAACGAUAAAAUGCACAUCAUAGAGGAGAUGAUUCUGUUUCCUGAGCCUCAGCCUGUGCAACACAUCGAACUCGAUCCUCAGAGGGGUCUGUUGUUUGUGUCGUCAAACUCUGGGCUGGUGGAGGUUCCUGUGGCAAACUGCUCCAACUACCUGAGCUGUGGAGAGUGUGUGUUGUCCCGAGACCCCUACUGCGCCUGGACCGGGCGGCUGUGCCGGGACGUCAGGAUGGCUCCACCUGACAGUCACUGGCAGCAGGAUGUGGAGGAGGCGGACACAUCAGCGAUCUGUAACCGGACGAUCCCCAGCGCCAGAGCUGCCCGACCAGCCGCUUCUCGUGGCUCCCAAUGCAAGCUCAUCACACUUCCAAUCAACACUUUCAAAGUCCUGCCCUGUAAGUCGCGGUCCAACCUGGCGCAGAGGAGGUGGAGCUACAGUGACGCGGCCAGCCAGUUCCUGUACGCCACUCCAGAGGGAAACCUGGUGGUGGUGGCGCAGGCCGACAGGGUGGAGACCUACGAGUGCUGGUCCGAAGAGGAGGGUUUCCGCCAGCUGUUGGCCAACUACUGUGUGAGGGCGGAGCCUCGCCAGGAGAGCACCACUCUGAUUGGUCACUCGCGCACACCGCACAUUGAGCGAGAGGAGAGCAUCAUCCUGCCGGGCGAGGCUCGCUCGGGGCAGGUCCUCCACACCAAGACGUACUGGAACGAGCUGAUCGUGGUGUGCGCCCUGCUGGCCUUCUCCCUCGUGGUCUUCUCCCUGUUCGUCAUCUACAGGAACCGAGACCACAUGAAGUCCAUGCUGAAGCAAGGCGAGUGCCCUAACAUGCAGCAGAAGAAGCCGAGGAUUGUGGGAAAGCCCGCUGAGAGCUUACCCCUAAACGGUAGCACCAUCCCCGUUUCCACUUCUGAUCACAAGGGCUACCAGACGUUAAACGACAACUACAUCUGCAGCACGCCCACGCACGAGUCCUCGCCAGACAACAGCAAGAGCUUCUCCGAGGCCUCUGACAGGCGGCCGCUCAAUGUGAAGGAGAGCCACGUGGAGUAUUCCCCGACCUGCCCCCGGCCCAGAGUGAGGCUAGGCUCCGAGAUCAAAGACUCUAUCGUAUGAGAGCACAGUGUUCGCUAAAAAAAAGUUGCCCCCCUGUAUCUCCAUGAGGGAUACAGGCCGCCGAGCAAAGGAGAGGAGACCCUGACAUCCCUCUACAUCACAGCACAUCCUUUAUUUUAGUCAUCUUUUGUUCUGUGAUCAAUGCGGAAGUCAUUUCUUUAACCAUUUCCACUCCCAAACCAGAGGUUGGUCUGGUGCGAUGCAUAAGGCAGGCCCAGGAUCAACAGUCAUGGCAGCUGCUCAGAAUAUAACUCUUUGUCAUUCUCACGGCCACUGAUGUGUGUGAGGCUGGGCAAUAUGAGGAAGAAAAACACCAGUAACUAGAAGACUUUCUGCUGAUAUCAAUAUUUAUCACCAUAUUACUUAAUGUAUGCAAGAUCCAACAUUAAAAUGUCUACUUAAUGUCCA